CUAAAAAGAACAGACCAUAUGAAGCGCACGGUGUUUGUGCGUUUAUGCGACAGUUGUUGGUCGCACCAAUAAUAUUUAUUGUAUUUUCGCAAAUUAUCGUGCGAAUUGCUUCGCCAAUGACUACCUCGGUCAGCACGAAUCCGUCUACGUUACUGCCUUUAGAACUGGUGGACAAGUGCAUCGGUUCCCGGAUACACAUCAUCAUGAAGAACGACAAGGAGAUCGUCGGCACUCUGCAGGGAUUCGACGACUUCGUGAACAUGUUACUGGAAGAUGUGACCGAGAGCGAGGCAACCCCCGAGGGACGCAGAGUUACCAAGUUAGAUCAGAUUCUUUUGAACGGCAGCAACAUCACAAUGUUGGUGCCCGGUGGUGAAAUGCCAGAUACAUAAGAGAGAGAGAGAGAGAGAGAGAAAGAAACCGUAU
Dinoponera quadriceps is the source of this 426-nucleotide messenger RNA. RefSeq names its product U6 snRNA-associated Sm-like protein LSm5. Lineage: Eukaryota; Metazoa; Arthropoda; Insecta; Hymenoptera; Formicidae. The transcript has 3 exons. Gene Ontology annotation, biological process: mRNA splicing, via spliceosome. Gene Ontology annotation, molecular function: RNA binding. The coding region runs from base 45 to 392 and encodes 115 amino acids. The record is from RefSeq and is a predicted model, not a curated record. Gene Ontology annotation, cellular component: U4/U6 x U5 tri-snRNP complex; U6 snRNP; Lsm1-7-Pat1 complex.